Messenger RNA from Phialemonium atrogriseum, 1075 nucleotides. RefSeq lists its product as uncharacterized. The transcript has 2 exons. The record is from RefSeq and is a predicted model, not a curated record. NCBI's taxonomy places the organism in Eukaryota, Fungi, Ascomycota, Sordariomycetes, Cephalothecales, Cephalothecaceae. The coding region runs from base 180 to 1025 and encodes 281 amino acids.
GCACCAACGAUCGCAUUCGAGACAAAAUCGUCUUGAUUUUUCACCGCGCCUUGAUCAGUGAUCAUAGGCCCCAUUCGGAGGCGUGAAAACAGCGGCCAGUCUCUAAUUUGGCGGGCAUCACGGACACAACACCAAAUCCUAUCUCAUCACCUACCCACCCACCCGCCCAUAACAACAUAAUGUUCGACCUCCCAGAAGCAAAGCGCGUGAGGCGGCAGGAUCUGCGUGACCCGUCGUCGGACGAGGAUGAUGUUGUGGCGGACCGAGACGCAGCCGCCCGCUCGAGGCUCGGCGAGCGCCUGGCCGACAUGUUUUCCAUGGACUUGUUCGGGGCCAGCUCCGCGGGCGAGAGUCCGUCCGGCGGGGGUGGGCCGAACGGCGACGACGACGCUGCAGAUGCGCGGGAGGCUGAUGGUGGCGGUGGUGCCUUUGAGUUCCGCCUCUUUUCCACCGGCGGCGCCGCUACGGUUGUCCUCGACCCCGAGGAGGAUGGGGCCGACGGGGGAGGGGAGGGGGGUAUUGCCUCGGCGAGGCCGGCCUCUUUCUACUUGAGGGGGGAGCUGAGUCCGGAAGAGUGUUCGAGGUUCCGGCGUGCCGCGGUCGGCUACGGCGACGUGCUGAGAGCGGCUGGGCAGAGGGCCUGGGGGCUGGAGGUUCCCUGGAAGGUCACGCAUAUCACGGUCAAGUCCGGGAGACGGCCCGGCAAUGCGUCCGCGGAGGUCCAGGUUAGUGACGGGAAGGUCCAGUGCCCUGCAGAGGACCCGCGGAGGAGGAAGCGGCCCGGGAAGAAGCGGAGGAUAGCGUUGAGGACUAAGGAGAAGGCCAGGAGGGAGAGAGAGGAGGUGCUGGAGAAGAAGAAGGUGUCCAAGGAGGAGCAUCUGAGGGAGAAGAAGAAGCGGCUGAACAGGGAAAAGAAGCUGAAGCGGAAGAAGAAGGAAAAGGAGAAGAAGCUCAUCACCAAGGAGGAGGCCGGGGCUGGAGUCCAGGGAGACGCAUCUUCCACUGGCUCUGAUACGGUAGAAUAGGGAGGUUUAGUAGCAAAACUCACUUUGGCAUAAAUUUGACAUGAUAUCCA